AUGAGAUCUAUGUCUGUUGUUGCGCGGUGGCGGCCUCUGGAAGACAUGGAAAGCGCUCGGGGAGAGGUUACGCGAACGACAACAUCCGUUGACAAGAAUGGGCUCGUGCUGUCGUCUGUGUCCAUCUCUGACCCGACGCACGCAGGCCCAAAAAUUCCAUCGUGGACGAGCCCGCAUGCGUUUCGCCACAUCCUCGUACCACACGACGACAACCAGUGCGUCUACGACGCCGUCGUUGCGCCCACCCUGCCCCGUGUCCUGGAGGGGGGCCGGUGCAGCUUUUUCGCCUAUGGCCAUUCCGGCAGCGGCAAGACGCAUACCAUUAUCGGGUACGACGGCAAGACCGAGGCCGGGGUGUGCCUGAUGGCAGCGCAGCAGCUGUUUGAGGCGAUCGCAGCGCGCAACAACGACACCGGCACCGGCACAAGCGGCGAGCGUCUCGGCAUUGGUUUCCGUCUCUUUGAGAUGCGCAAACGGUCGGCCUUUGACCUGCUCAACCACCACAAAGAGUGCCACGUCCGCCAAGGCGCCGACGGCAAGGUCCAUAUUCGCGGCGAGACAGAGAUGCUCGCGGACGGCAAAGUACGCGUCUGCCCGAUCGUCCAGCGCGUCUGCUGGUCGUUUGACGAGCUGCACCACGGCCUCACCGAGGCGCUGGCCGGCCGCGCCGUCGGCUCGUCGAGCGUGCACGACCAGAGCUCGCGCACCCACGCCAUCCUCGAGCUCGAGAUUGUCUGCGCGACGCUCGUCGCGGCGCGCCAGGCGGUGAUCGAGUGGCAGUCGGAACUCGUCCCCGUCGGCAAGCGCGCGACGGACAUUAUGAUCGAGGAGCAGGGCAAGGGGAUUCUGAGGCUGCCCGGCGGCGGAUGGAAGCGCAAUCCCGACUACACGGUCAACCAGGCACGGAUCGAUGAGGCCGAGGCCGAAAAGAACGAGUACGAAGCGCGCGUUGCGGCAGCCGAGGAGCACGUUGACGCCAUCCUUACGGACGACCGUGCGGCCGCCUGUCUGGGAGGCAAGAUGGUCUUUGUCGACCUUGCUGGCGCCGAAUACCAUCAUGACAAGACCGCGUCGGAGCCGAAACAGCCCAUCGUCCGCCAGACACCCCAGGAGCGGCAGGAAGGGCAGCAAAUCAACACCGACCUGCUGGCACUAAAGGAGGUGAUGCGUGCAUGGUCGGCCAACCAGCCCAGAAUACCGUUCCGCUCGUCGACACUGACCAUGGUCCUUCGCGAGCAUUUCGUGGCGUCCGAGGACAGUGACUCGACCAUGAUCGUCACGGUGUCGCCAUCGAGCGGGCAGUAUGCAGCCACUCUGAACUCCCUCAAAUACGGAAGUUUGGUCGGAGCCGUCACGCCAUGA
This is a messenger RNA of Sporothrix brasiliensis 5110, 1362 nucleotides long. Its product is annotated as kinesin family protein. The record is from RefSeq and is a predicted model, not a curated record. Gene Ontology annotation, molecular function: microtubule binding; microtubule motor activity; ATP hydrolysis activity. The transcript has a single exon. Lineage: Eukaryota; Fungi; Ascomycota; Sordariomycetes; Ophiostomatales; Ophiostomataceae. The coding region runs from base 1 to 1362 and encodes 453 amino acids. Gene Ontology annotation, cellular component: kinesin complex; centrosome; spindle. Gene Ontology annotation, biological process: microtubule-based movement.